Molecule: messenger RNA, 1971 nt
Organism: Moneuplotes crassus
Lineage: Eukaryota; Ciliophora; Spirotrichea; Euplotida; Euplotidae
Source: the annotation of a GenBank genome assembly
GUUAAAUAAAAUUAUUGAAUAAACUUAUGAAAACGAAUAAAAAGAGAAUAAGAAAGGACAUUAAGUCAAAACUGAAAGACAAAUCCAAAUCCUCUAGUAGUUCUAGUAGUAGUAGCUCUAAAAGUAGUAAAAAUAAAACCAGGGAGACAAAUAAGAGCAUUCGCCAUAAAUUAAACGACUCACGAUAUAAGAGACCGGAAGAUAAGAAGAAUCUUGACUUAUCUAAAACUGCAAACGAAGGCAAAUAAAAGCAAGAGGUAUAGAAUUUCAAGGUCAAGGAAAAAGGAAAGAGUUCCUGCCAAUAAUCAGGAGGGGCUACAGAAGAAUAUCAACCUAGAGCAUAACUCAAGUAUGCCAUUUUUACCUGAAGGAGAUGGAAAUAUCGCUAUUAAAAACAUGUGUCCAACUGAGAGGUUAAGAACAGUUAAGCAUACUGAGGCUACAAGGAAGCUAGCCAAAAGGCCAAAUCCAAGGCCUAAUGCUACAAUUAGUAUAGAAAGGUCUCAGGAGAAAUAGAAAUGUUUUUGUUGCCAAGAAAAUGGAUAAAAAUCCUUCAUAUCUCUAUCACCCUGAAAAUUUCUUAAAGGAUAACAUAAUAACUGCUGCUUCUAACCCUCAAGGAAGCGAAAAAAACCGUUCUAUUCAUGGGAAUGAUGAAAAAUUUCUCCUGAAGAGGUCAAUCUUAGGAUCAAUAGAGUGCUAUCAGAAGCAUGAUCGCCAAAAUAACCAAGCUCAGUCUAUCUCUGUAAAAUUCAACAAGGAUACAACCUUAUCAAGAAGAGGACAGACCACAAACUUAAACCAAGGCAUCGAGAAGAGCAAGAAGAAGAAACUGGUCACAAUUGAGUAUAAUGGACUUCAGCAGUUGAAGAAAGAAAUUGAAGCUAGGAAAAAUAAUAAUCCUGAUCAUAAGUACGAAUCAACUGCCACUCGUAAAAAGAAGAAGAUCCAAGAACUUAAGAAGCAGAGCCUCGAGACCAUGCAGAUCAGAGGAGCUCGAGGGUAUGUCCUACGUCCUAAUGAGUUACAUAAAUUAAAGACUGCUGAAAGUCAGAUUUCUGUAUAUGAUGAUUGACAGACAGCUUCUAUUUAUUUCCAUAAUUCUAACCGAAAUGUCGGUGAGAAAUUAUCUCUUCAGACUCAGGACUUAAACCUUAUUGAGGAAAAGCUGAAGAACAGGGAAAAGAGAUCAAAAGUUAGGAUCAAGCGUACAGAAUCACGCAUGAACAAUAAGCACAAAAUUAUAGAUCUCAAGACUAAAAGGCAUCUUGAAUUGUAUGAGAAAAGGACCAAGGAAUGGGAAGCACAGGAAAGAAAAGUUAGCAAAGCUCUUAAAAGGAACAGGUCUCAAAAUCUCCAUUCAGCUAUUGAUAAUUUCAGACAAAAAUAACGAACAAAAAGAGCUGGCAGAGAAAAUAGCCCCUGUACUUGAAAAAUAUGGGGAAAAUAAUCUCUGGAAGAUGAAUCUAAGACGAUGUGAUCAAGUUGAGAAGCGCAUUUUCAAGCUUUCCAAAGGAGAUGAGUUUGAGAACAAGCCAUAUCUUCUGAUGGAUAAUCCCUCUAAGCAGGUUCCUGUAGUCAGGAGACCUAAGAGCAGCUAUACAAAUUAUAAUAAAAGGAACUCCGAUAAUAUUGUUAAAACUCAAUAUCAGAAGAGAAAUGAAUGGUUAAAAGGUAUUAAUCCAAUGACCGUACCUGAAAAGAAGUUCAUUCUUGAUAGAGAGUCAGCAGAUGGACUAAUAAUAGAAGGCAAGAAUAAGCUCCAAAAAGAGAUUGAAAGCGCUUACAAUAUUAAGGAUAAAAGCCAAAUAAUCUACAAAGAUGUGUCUAGUUGUAAAGCAGCCAAUGGCCACAGAUGCAAAAUUGUGCCCUUCCUUGAGACUCAGUUUAUCGAAACAAUGGAGGAAGAAGUCAUUGCAAUAAACUAUGAUAAGGGAUUAUACGCAUAAUGAUGCUGAAUAAGCAAGUUCA